This is a messenger RNA of Trichoderma asperellum CBS 433.97, 560 nucleotides long. NCBI's taxonomy places the organism in Eukaryota, Fungi, Ascomycota, Sordariomycetes, Hypocreales, Hypocreaceae. The record is from RefSeq and is a predicted model, not a curated record.
AAAGCGAAAAGAAGAAUAAGAAGAACAAGAAACAUUACAUUUGCCAACAAAAUAAUCUCGUCAUGAACGCUCGGUGUCAAUGCGGCGCCGUCUCGUUCAAGACGCCGCUGCCGGAGCCCCUCGCGCUGUAUAUAUGCCAUUGCUCCGAGUGCAAGAAACAGACGGGCUCCGCGUUUGGGACGUCAGCCAUUUUCCCACGAUUUAAGCUUCCCGAAACUGAGAACUUGAACUGCUAUGCGCGACCGACAGCGUCAGGGGAAACGCUCUACUGCUAUUUCUGCCGCCUUUGCGGGACGCGACUCAUUCACUUAGCACAGAAUCCUUUCCGUAUCAAGUCCCAAAAUGUUCUCUCUGUAAAGGGCGGCUGCAUUGAGGGCCUAGAUUGGUCCAAAGCCAUCCACAUCUGGACAAAAAGUGCCAUGGUGCCUAUUCCAGAGGGCUCAGAAGCAUACUCGGAGCGAUCGAGCAGUGCCGAAUUUGGCCAGACCCAAGAGCUCUUGGAUUAGCUCUGAUACCACCAUUUACUUUUUUACUUCUUUGUUUUCCCUUUUUCCUUUUUU